AGGAUAGAAAGAGUAAUGAUGUCGUUACGUACAGGGCGAGAACGUUCGCCCUGUUUGAGGCACUACGGAGGGGGACUGACGAUGAACCUUGAGAAAAACAAUAAAACUGGAUAAGAUACCAGGAAACUGUACGUGGAUGUCAAAUGUGUGAGCAAAUUUUCUUGAGAUUUUCUUGAUUAACUUUUUUAAAACGUUUAAAAAUUGAGGAUUAUCAACUCCAGACGCACACACUCAGGAGCGGUAAACGGGAAUUCCGGAUAUUUGCUCGGGGAUGUCCUUUCCGGUAGUCGGAGAAAAGUUUGUUGAUUUCACGGUGGAGAUAUUCCUGGAAGAUUUUCUUUCCCAGAUUUGAUGCUGCAGUAGCUGUGUUCCUGUGCCACCACCCUGACCAUGACAGCGGGACUGUUUGAGAGAACUAUGACUCUAAUCCUGCCCUGUCAGUUCGGCUGCCCUGUGAGGGUCAGGAACCAGUGAGAGAGAGACUGCGAGGAUCUUCAGCGCGUCACUAGAAAGCUUCGUCUGGGGUACAGCUAAUUGAAGCCACAAAUCAAGACACUCCUGCCAGGAUGACUAAAACAGUCCUCGUCUUCAUCACGUGCCUGGGGGUCUGCGUUCUGUCUGCUCUUCCUGCAAUAGUCGGGCAGAACCCAGACUACGUGCUCCAAGGCACAGGGGUGAAGCCGGAGCCCAAGAGGCCCCCAGGCCCGGACGGCUCCACGCUGGCCCCUGAGGACGCCGACCGCUUCCUGAGCUGCUACUGCUCCGGCCACUGCCCCGAGGACGCAGUCAACAACACCUGCAUGACCAAUGGGAAGUGCUUUGCCAUCGUUGAAGAGGACGAGUUUGGAGACAUGCUCCUCACCUCGGGGUGCAUGAGAUAUGAGGGCUACCAUUUCCAGUGCAAGGAUUCCCCAAAUGCACAGACGAGAAGGACGAUUGAAUGUUGCCAGUCUGAUUUUUGCAACAAAGACCUGCAGCCCACACUACCACCUCCAGUCAUCCAAGACCCUCUGUUUGGCAGUGCCCACUGGCUAGCCUUCCUCGUCUCCGUGACCGUCUGCUGCUUCACCCUCAUAACCAUCACAGUCAUCUGCUACUUCAGAUAUAAAGUGCAGAUGGAGCGGAGGCGAUACGAGCGGGACCUGGAGCAGGACGAAGCCUUCAUGGCCAUGGGAGAUUCUCUCAAAGAGCUCAUGUACCACUCCAGCACAGGCAGUGGCUCUGGGCUCCCCCUGCUGGUCCAGCGCACCAUCGCUAAGCAGAUCCAGAUGGUGCGUCAGAUCGGGAAGGGGCGCUACGGCGAGGUGUGGCUCGGCCGCUGGCGGGGGGAGAAGGUGGCCGUCAAAGUCUUCUUCACCCGCGAGGAGGCCAGCUGGUUCCGAGAGACGGAGAUCUACCAGACGGUUCUCAUGAGGCACGAGAACAUCCUGGGCUUCAUUGCAGCAGACAUAAAGGGCACAGGAUCCUUUACGCAGCUCUUCCUCAUCACAGACUACCAUGAGAAUGGCUCCCUGUAUGACUAUCUGAGGGCCUCCACGCUGGACCCCCAGGCCCUGCUGCGGCUGGCCUACUCUGCCGCGUGCGGUCUGUGCCACUUGCACACGGAGAUCUAUGGUACCCAGGGCAAGCCCGCCAUUGCACACAGAGACCUGAAGAGCAAGAACAUCCUUGUGAAGAAAAAUGGCACUUGUUGCAUUGCAGACUUAGGACUGGCAGUUAAAUUCAAUAGUGACACCAAUGAGGUGGACCUGCCCCUGAGUACCCGUGUGGGGACACGCAGGUAUAUGGCCCCUGAGGUCCUGGACCAGACCCUCAACAAGAACAGCUUCCAGGCCUUCCUCAUGGCGGACAUCUACAGCUACGGCCUUAUUGUUUGGGAGAUAGCCCGUCGAUGUGUGACAGGAGGUAUAGUGGAGGAAUAUCAGCUGCCAUAUUGGGACAUGGUGCCUUCAGACCCUUCCUUUGAGGACAUGCGGGAGGUGGUGUGUGUGAAGGGCUUACGGCCAGCGGUCACCAACCGCUGGAAUGGCAGCGAGUGUCUGCGUGCUCUCCUCAAGCUCAUGUCAGAGUGCUGGGCGCAUAACCCCGCCUCCCGCCUCACAGCCUUACGCAUCAAGAAGACUCUGGCCAAGAUGGUGGAAUCUCAAGACAUCAAAAUAUGACCGCUGUCCUCCGUGCGAUACGACCGCAACUCGACACAUCCACAAGACAGACACCACAGCCCACCCAGCAGCCUUACAUGAACACAGAGAAUCCAGAGCGCGGGGGCUCGUGGGUUGGUACGCACAGGAGCACAGCACUGAGCAGUACCGGAGUGACCUGCCUCACGGUGCAGAUACACACUGACCCGGGUGCCGCCUUUUGCUGGAUGUUUGGGAGCUCCUUGUGGAUGAAGGACGUGGGGGCCACCAGAAAGACUAGCUCUGUGGUCCAAGGCAAGGUGACCUUAUUGGGAAUAAUGCUCUUUUGCCAACAGCCCCCCCUCCCCCCCUCCCUCUUUUUCUUCGGUCCCGGCCUCUCUUCAGUUUGGGAGAACAUGGCCCGGCAGUCAGCCAGUGCUUUCCGUGAAAGCCAUCGAUGUAUAAGGCAUGUCCGUGUGAGGGGGAACCACGGGCAUAGAACUACAUGAUGAAUACAGACUCGGGCGAGGAAUGCAUUUUGAGGGGAAAGAGUAAAUCCUCUCUUCUCUCUAUGUGGAGGACUAGUAUCACUCAGAUACACUUCUGAACAGUUCUUUGUCACUAUAUAAGCAGUUUUUUUUGCUGAAAACAAAUACUAUAUUGACACUUCCACAGCUAUUUAAGAAUUAAUCCUGUAAAGAAUUAAAUUGUCUGUUGUUAUGUGUUGUUUUGUUCAAUAUUUCCAUAUUAUUUACAGAUGCAGUGUGUGUGUGUGUGUGUGUGUGUGUGUGUGUGUGUGUGUGUGUGUGUGUG
This is a messenger RNA of Clupea harengus (Atlantic herring), 2933 nucleotides long. Its product is annotated as bone morphogenetic protein receptor type-1A-like. Gene Ontology annotation, biological process: cellular response to growth factor stimulus; cell surface receptor protein serine/threonine kinase signaling pathway; protein phosphorylation. Lineage: Eukaryota; Metazoa; Chordata; Actinopteri; Clupeiformes; Clupeidae. Gene Ontology annotation, molecular function: transmembrane receptor protein serine/threonine kinase activity; ATP binding. The record is from RefSeq and is a predicted model, not a curated record. Gene Ontology annotation, cellular component: signaling receptor complex; plasma membrane.